Messenger RNA from Nyctereutes procyonoides (raccoon dog), 4190 nucleotides. RefSeq names its product suppressor of cytokine signaling 5 (gene SOCS5). The transcript has 2 exons. Gene Ontology annotation, cellular component: phosphatidylinositol 3-kinase complex. Lineage: Eukaryota; Metazoa; Chordata; Mammalia; Carnivora; Canidae. Gene Ontology annotation, biological process: intracellular signal transduction; phosphatidylinositol phosphate biosynthetic process; cell surface receptor signaling pathway via JAK-STAT. Gene Ontology annotation, molecular function: 1-phosphatidylinositol-3-kinase regulator activity. The coding region runs from base 207 to 1817 and encodes 536 amino acids. The record is from RefSeq and is a predicted model, not a curated record.
GGGGCAUCCGGCAGAGCUGGGGUCCCCGCGCUCCGUGCGGAGGCAGCGAGACGGCGCGCGGCCGGGCAGUCGGAGGGGACGGGACGGGAGCGGCGCGCGAGCGGGCGGACUCGCCCUGUCGGUGACUGCGCCGUCCGGGCCCGUCCGCCUGGCCGCAGGUGCCCUGGAUGAGGCCGCCCCGCGCGCCGCAGCCGAUCUUAUAAUCAAUGGAUAAAGUGGGGAAGAUGUGGAAUCACUUCAAAUACAGGUGUCAGAAUCUCUUCGGUCACGAGGGAGGGAGCCGUAGUGAAAAUGUGGACAUGAACUCCAACAGAUGUUUGUCUGUGAAAGAGAGAAACCUCAGUAUAGGAGACUCCACUCCUCAACAACAAAGCAGUCCCUUAAGAGAAAACGUUGCCUUACAACUGGGAUCAAGCCCUUCCAAGAAUUCUUCAAGGAGAAACCAAAACUGUGCUACUGAAAUUCCUCAGAUUGUCGAAAUAAGCAUUGAAAAGGAUAAUGAUUCGUGUGUCACCCCAGGAGCAAGGCUAGCAAGAAGAGAUUCCUAUUCUCGGCAUGCUCCGUGGGGUGGGAAGAAAAAACAUUCCUGUUCUACAAAGACGCAGAGUUCAUUGGAUACUGAUAAAAAGUUUGGUAGAACUCGAAGCGGACUUCAAAGGAGGGAGAGGCGGUAUGGCGUAAGCUCCAUGCACGAUAUGGACAGCAUGUCCAGCAGAACUGUAGGAAGCCGCUCUCUGAGACAGAGGUUGCAGGAUACUGUGGGCUUGUGUUUUCCCAUGAGAACUUACAGCAAGCAGUCAAAACCCCUCUUUUCUAAUAAAAGAAAAAUACACCUUUCUGAAUUAAUGCUUGAGAAAUGCCCUUUUCCUGCUGGCUCAGAUUUAGCCCAGAAAUGGCAUUUGAUUAAACAGCAUACAGCCCCUGUGAGCCCACACUCAACAUUUUUUGAUACAUUUGAUCCAUCCUUGGUUUCUACAGAAGAUGAAGAAGAUAGGCUUCGAGAAAGAAGGCGGCUUAGUAUUGAAGAGGGGGUUGACCCUCCUCCCAAUGCACAAAUACAUACAUUUGAAGCCACCGCACAGGUUAAUCCGUUAUAUAAACUGGGACCAAAGUUAGCUCCCGGAAUGACUGAAGUAAGUGGGGACAGUACUGCAAUUCCUCAAGCUAAUUGUGACUCAGAAGAGGACACUACCACACUGUGUCUGCAGUCACGUAGGCAGAAGCAACGUCAGGUGUCUGGAGACAGCCAUGCCCACAUUAGCAGACAGGGAGCUUGGAAAGUCCAUACGCAGAUUGAUUACAUACACUGCCUCGUGCCUGACUUGCUUCAGAUCACAGGAAAUCCCUGUUACUGGGGAGUGAUGGACCGUUACGAAGCAGAAGCCCUCCUUGAAGGGAAACCUGAAGGCACAUUCUUGCUCAGGGACUCUGCGCAGGAGGACUACCUCUUCUCUGUGAGCUUCCGUCGCUACAACAGAUCCCUGCAUGCCCGAAUCGAACAAUGGAACCACAACUUUAGUUUUGACGCCCACGACCCAUGUGUAUUUCACUCCUCCACUGUAACAGGACUUUUGGAACAUUAUAAAGAUCCCAGUUCUUGCAUGUUUUUUGAACCAUUGCUUACUAUAUCACUAAACCGGACUUUCCCUUUUAGCCUGCAAUAUAUCUGCCGUGCAGUAAUCUGUAGAUGCACUACAUAUGAUGGAAUCGAUGGGCUCCCUUUACCAUCCAUGUUGCAGGAUUUUCUGAAAGAGUAUCAUUAUAAGCAAAAAGUUAGAGUUCGCUGGUUAGAACGAGAACCAGUCAAGGCAAAGUAAACUCUCCUGCCCCCAAAGGGCAUUAACUAGAUCUGCUUUGAUGUGCAUCAGACAGUACACCUAUAGCAAGCACACAGAUCAGUGUUAGGUUUUUUUCAGUACAGUAUGUAGGCUUAGUGUUAGUAUCUGUCAGAUGCAAUCUGCUGUUACUCAGAUAAACUUGGUGCCUAUUGAGACAACAGAGGACAGAGCUAUAGGUGUUCAGUAAGGCUACAAAAGCGUUUUGUUGAUUGAGUGAACAGUUUGGUUUUUAAUGACUGUUGUAAUUGAGUAAAGCAACUCUGGGGCAUUUGCUAUGAAGAAUUCUAUUUCUUACUGAAGAACAAAUUAUUAAUAUUGGAUGAGUAUUUCAACAGUGUGACUAAUGUUUGAAAUUGUUAUUUUUUUCUAAGAAUUUUUCUAUAACCUUCCAAAAGUACUGCUGUUUGUAGUUACUAUAAAUCAAGCUUUGGAAGUCCAAAAAUAAAGACUGCCUUCCUUUGAGAAAAAAAAAGAAAAAUGCAAUUUUCUGGCCACAAGGGCAUAGUGCAGUUCAAUUAAGUGUUGAUAUAGUUUAUAGUCAGUCUCCUGUCUCUUCUGCAAAAGGUACUGUUAAGUAAACCAGGUUUUCUAAAUAGUUGCUCUUAAAAGUUCAGGCUUAUAAAGCUGAUAGUAGAAUUUUAUUUCAAGGCCUUAGGUGUUUUUUUUUUUUUUUUUUUUUUUGAAUGAAUGCUUUAACUUAAAACACAUUGGGAAGAGCUGCAAUGUAGUCCUGUGUGUGAUUUUUUUUUUUACAUUAGUACAUGCAGUCUACGCGCUGAUUAAAGUUGGAUCUUUUCCCGUGCCCAUGAUGUGUUUGUGAACCAUGAAGAAAGUGAGACUAGAAGAUGCCCACACAAGUCAGAUGAUAACAGCAGUGGUUGCUGAUGUUGAGAUUAUUGUUAAACUGUAGUGAACAAUUUGGAUGGCAGUAUUUAGCUCUUUGUUGUAAACUCUUACAGCUGAAUAGCUUAAGUACAAUUUAUAGAAUUUCAAAGCAGUUAAUUUCUAAUGGAAAAUCUGAAACCCUAAUUGCAGAUUUAAAAGGUACUGUACAACCAUUCUAUCUGUAAAUAACUUUACUUAGCACCUUUUUGUCACUUAGAAUAGUAUGCAGUACUACUUGAGUGAGCUAUUUUGGAAGUAAUACCAAGUUCUAGUGUUUGCUUCUUAGUAUUGAACUGAAUUUUACGGUUCUGUGCUAGACAUUUUGCACUAGUCGAAUCCAUUCUUGUGUCUUUUUGUUAAUGUGCCCUGUACCACUGGUGAGUGCUCCUUGGUUUCCUUACCUGCUGCUACAGAAAAGUUCUUUUACAUCCUGAUGGCUAUUGCCAAGGCUACAAAAAAGAAAAGCUAUAUUUGUAUGCAACACUAACCCUUUGACUGCUAAUGUACAUUUCUGCUUGCUGUGCCUUGUUAUGGCUGCUUUUUUUGUGCUAAUAAAGUAUGUUUGGUGUUCUCCUUGUAUAUCUGCUGUUUUAUACAUUUGCAACAAUUUCUCUUGUAAAUGGAAUGGUAUGGGGUUUUUAAAUAAGCAUUACCCAACAACCUACUAUAGUUAAUGCAGAAUUACUGUACAGUCUAAUAUUGACUUACUCUUAUUCAACUCUAAAUUUAAUGUUACUCAUCUUUCCAGUCGUAAUCACAUAUACUGUGGAACAGUAUCUCUAGUUACUGCAAAUUACUGUACAGUUUAGAUUAUAACACAAAUGGACAGAGAAAUAUUGACUAACCAUUGAUUUCUCUGCUUGUAAAUGGAAGAUUGAAGCUAUCAAUGAUGUGUUAUAAUAAAUGAAUAUCUUUAGCCUUCCACUUCAUCAGAAACAAGUUAAAUGAAGUCUUGUGAACUAAUACAUCAGCGCCAUUUAUUGGUUUGGGGACCAUUUUUAUUAUAAUCCUAAAUGCCCAAAAUGUAGAACUUAACCAAAGACUUGUCCAUUUUUAAAGCAAAAUGGGGAUUGAGGGGACUUAUAAUUCUUAUUAUUUCUAAUAAAAGUCCCUGAAGAACAUAUACCAAAGUGUUCGAGAACGUCAUCCAAACCUACUUUAAAGCAUUAUGUGCAAUUAAGUUGUUAUGACAUAAUUAUAUUGCAUAAUUGUUGGGUCCGUUUUCUUGAGCUUAUAAUGUAUCUGGAAAAUAAUCUCUUGGGAAAAAAAAAGUCCUUACUGAUUAUUGGAGAAAGAUUAUAUAUGCAAGCAAGAUCUUAUUUUAAAGAGGAAACUUGAAACUCCAAGAAAGCACUUGAUGUUUUAUAUGCUUGUAGCAAAUUGAUGUUCUAAUUGUAGUUUUAUAGAAAAUAUUAAUGCUUUUAUGUAUUUCAGAACUUUCGUAUGUUAAAUGGAAAUUGUUUUAAA